AUGGGUGGGGGUGAGGAGGCAGCAGCUGCCCGCGUGGGGACUCCAGUUCCUCGGGGCUUCACCUCCGCCACGUGCGCCCUGGCCCCGGAGAAGUGUAGUUGGCGCCGGGUGCCAGGCACAUGUCUCUGCCUGACACGCAGCGAGGGAGAGGCGGAGGAGCGGCUGGAAGGGCCGGUCAGGCGGCAGCUCCGUCACGCCAUUACAAACUCACUGUUCCGCUCUUCCUCGUGCAACCUCUCCUUUGCCAAUUUUUGCCUUGGACUUUAUUUGCUGCUUAUUGCCUCUGUUGAUGCCCAAACCAGGAGUCAGUACUACAACCAUGCAAUAGCCUGGCAACCAGGCAGUGGUUGCAGUAUUGCUGGCUUUUUAGUGUUUGCAAGUGAACUUUCAGUUUAUACAUUAACUGUGAUCACUCUAGAAAGGUGGCACACCAUCACCUAUGCAAUGCAAUUGGAUAGAAAACUGAGACAAAGGUAUACUAUAGUGAUGGUGCUUGCAGGCUGGAUAUUUUCAGUUAUAAUAGUAGCUUUGCCUCUUUUAGGAGUCAGCAGUUACAUGAAGAUCAGUAUUUGUUUACUCAUGGAUAUUGAAAUGUCUCUUUCCCAAGCCUACAUAUUGAUUGUCUUAGUGUUAAAUGUUGUUGUUAUAAUAAUUUGUGCUUGUUAUAUUAAAAUUCAUAUAGCAGUUCAAAAUCCAGAACUGGUGGCUACAAACAAAGAUACCAAGAUUGCAAAGAGAAUGUUCAGACCUUGA
Messenger RNA from Terrapene triunguis (Three-toed box turtle), 753 nucleotides. Its product is annotated as lutropin-choriogonadotropic hormone receptor-like. Gene Ontology annotation, cellular component: membrane. Gene Ontology annotation, molecular function: luteinizing hormone receptor activity. The record is from RefSeq and is a predicted model, not a curated record. Lineage: Eukaryota; Metazoa; Chordata; Testudines; Emydidae. Gene Ontology annotation, biological process: ovulation cycle process; male gonad development; ovarian follicle development.